Molecule: messenger RNA, 2409 nt
Organism: Pieris macdunnoughi
Lineage: Eukaryota; Metazoa; Arthropoda; Insecta; Lepidoptera; Pieridae
Source: the annotation of a GenBank genome assembly
AUGGAAGACGGUGACUUUGAUCAAAGGCUACGGGAUCUACAAAGGGAAUAUCUGGAAUUUCUUGAUGAUGAGGAAGAUCAAGGUAUAUAUAUGAAUAGAGUGAAACAAAUGAUAAGUGAAAAGUGCAAGCGUCUUAUUGUUAAUAUAAAUGAUUUGAGGAGAAAAAAUCCUGAUAGGGCUAAAAACUUGUUGGACAAUGCAUUUGAAGAACAAAUAGCAUUCCAGCGAGCUUUGAAAGAAUAUGUAUCAUCUAUAGACCCAACAUAUGCUAAGGACCAGGAAGAGUUUUUUGUUGCCUUUUCAGGGAGCUUUGGUACAAAACAUGUUACGCCACGGAGUUUAACUUCGAGGUAUCUGGGUAAUUUAAUAUGUGUGGAAGGAAUUGUUACAAGAGUGUCAUUGGUACGGCCAAAGGUAGUUCGUAGUGUCCAUUAUUGCCCAGCUACAAAGAAGGUUAUGGAAAGGAAGUACACUGAUCUGACAUCAUUUGAAGCCUUCCCCACUACGGCUGUGUAUCCUACUAAGGAUGAUGAAGGCAACCCUCUAGAAACAGAAUAUGGUCUGUCACGGUAUAAAGACCAUCAAACAUUGACAGUCCAGGAAAUGCCUGAGAAGGCACCGGCCGGGCAGCUUCCCAGGAGUGUGGAUAUAGUGUGUGAUGAUGAUCUUGUAGAUAAGUGUAAGCCCGGGGACAGAGUGCAGAUAGUGGGCAAUUACCGAUGCUUGCCAUCAAAGCAAGGAAGUUUUACUGCGGGUACUUUUAGAACAAUACUAAUAGCUAACAACAUAACCCAAAUCAAUAAAGACAUGAAUCUCAAUGUUUCUUUGGAGGAUAUCAAACUAUGCAAGCGGCUCGCUAAGAGGACCAAUUCUGACAUCUUUGAGCUCUUGAGUAAAUCAUUGGCACCAUCUAUACACGGUCACGACUACAUCAAAAUGGCUAUUCUGUGUCAGCUACUCGGUGGGAUGGAGAAGAUCUUGCCCAAUGGCACAAGACUGAGAGGGGACAUCAACAUCUUGCUCAUUGGAGACCCGUCGGUGGCCAAGUCGCAGCUGCUGCGCUACGUACUGUCGACGGCUCCGCGCGCCAUCACCACCACGGGCCGCGGCUCGUCGGGCGUGGGGCUGACGGCCGCCGUGACCACGGAUCCCGACACGGGAGACCGACGCCUCGAGGCCGGCGCCAUGGUGCUGGCGGACCGCGGCGUCGUGUGCAUCGACGAGUUCGACAAGAUGUCGGACGUGGACCGCACGGCCAUCCACGAGGUCAUGGAGCAAGGCCGCGUCACCAUCGCCAAGGCCGGCGUGCACGCGUCGCUCAACGCGCGCUGCGCCGUGCUGGCGGCCGCCAACCCCGUCUACGGCCGCUACGACCGCUACAAGACGCCCAUGGAGAACAUCGGCCUGCAGGACUCGCUGCUGUCGCGUUUCGACCUGCUCUUCGUCAUGCUCGACGUCUCCGACGCCGACCACGACGACGCCAUCUCCGAGCACGUGCUACGCAUGCACCGAUACAGAAAUCCGAAGGAGCGGGACGGCGAAGUGCUGCCGAUGGGCUGCAGCGUCGAAAUGUUGUCGACGGAGAAUCCCGACGACGAAGAUGCGGAGGAAGCGGCCGACACCAUAUACGAAAAGUACGACCCGCUCCUCCACGGCAAGAGCCGGAACAAGAAGGACCAAAUCUUCAGCACCAAGUUCAUGCGGAAGUACAUCCACAUCGCGAAGCUCAUCAAGCCCAAACUGACGCAGGAAGCCUCCGACGCCAUCGCCGACGAGUACGCCAAGCUGAGGAACCGGGACGAAUCCGAGACCGACGUGGCCAGGACGCAGCCCGUGACGGCCCGAACCCUGGAGACGCUAAUCCGCCUGGCCACGGCCCACGCCAAGUGCCGGCUCAGCUCUCUCGUGUCGGAGCGCGACGCCCUGGCCGCCAUUCACCUGGUGCACUUCGCCUACUUCAAAAGGGUGCUCGCAAAGGAGAAGCGGCGCAAGCGUCGAGCGUCCUCCGCCGAGGAGGCGGACGACGGCGGCGACGCCGAGCGACGGCCGAAGCCCAAACGGACGAGGAAAACGCAGGACCGCGACGGCGCCGACCCGUACGCGUUCUCGUCGGACGAGGAGGCGCAGCCCAUCCUGCGAGCCGCCAGGAGCGGUCUCCCGGAGCCCGCCGCGCCGCCCGGGCCCGCCUUCGAGCUGGACGUCGCCAGGCUGAGCCUCUUCAAGGCCGCGCUGCAACAGCUGUUCCGGGACGAGCGCGCCAACUCCCUUCCUCUGGAGCGCAUCAUGCGCCACCUGGACGAGAAGCACCCGAGCGCGCCUUUCGAUCGGGCCGAAGUGGCCGCCGCUCUCACUGCGAUGACUCACGACAACCAGGUCAUGAUGGCGGACGACAUCGUGUUUCUCAUUUGA